AUUUCCGUUUCUUCUACGCGCACGCCGCGUUUGGCCACAAUGGCAAAGCUGCGUGCGCGCUCCCGCUCUGCAGCGACAAGAUGGCGGUCGCCGCCGGAUCAGGCGUCAAAGUUCCUCGCAAUUUCCGGCUGUUGGAAGAGCUGGAGGAAGGUCAGAAAGGUGUUGGAGACGGGACGGUCAGCUGGGGUCUGGAGGACGACGAGGACAUGACCUUGACACAGUGGAGAGGUGUGAUCCUCGGCCCCCCCAGGACGAGCUAUGAGAACAGGAUGUACAAUCUGAAGGUUGAAUGUGGACCAGGAUACCCAGAGUCUCCGCCGUCUGUCAAAUUCGUAACAAAGAUAAACUUGAAUGGCGUGCACACCUCCAGCGGCGAGGUUGACAUGCAUGCGGUGACUGCACUGGCCAAGUGGCAGAACUACUACAGCAUCAGGAUGGUGCUGCUGGAGCUACGACGGCUCAUGACGUGCAAGGACAACAUGAAGCUUCCACAGCCGCCCGAGGGUCAGAUCUACACCAACUGAUCCAGAUCUACACCAACUGAUCCAGAUCUACACCAACUGAUCCAGAUCUACACCAACUGAUUCAGAUCUACACCAACUGAUUCAGAUCUACAUCAACUGAUUCAGAUCUACAUCAACUGAUCCAGAUCUACACCAACUGAUAACUGAUUCAGAUCUACACCAACUGAUAACUGAUCCAGAUCUACACCAACUGAUCCAGAUCUACACCAACUGAUCCAGAUCUACACCAACUGAUUCAGAUCUACACCAACUGAUCCAGAUCUACACCAACUGAUCCAGAUCUACACCAACUGAUUCAGAUCUACACCAACUGAUUCAGAUCUACACCAACUGAUUCAGAUCUACACCAACUGAUCCAGAUCUGAUCCAGAUCUACACCAACUGAUCCAGAUCUACACCAACUGAUAACUGAUCCAGAUCUACACCAACGGAUAACUGAUUCAGAUCUACACCAACUGAUAACUGAUCCACAUCUACACCAACUGAUCCAGAUCUACACCAACUGAUCCAGAUCUACACCAACUGAUCCAGAUCUACACCAACUGAUCCAGAUCUACACCAACUGAUAACUGAUCCAGAUCUACACCAGCUGAUCCAGAUCUACACCAACUGAUCCAGAUCUACACCAACUGAUCCAGAUCUACACCAACUGAUUCAGAUCUACACUAACUGAUUCAGAUAUACACCAACUGAUUCAGAUAUACACCAACUGAUUCAGAUAUACACCAACUGAUCCAGAUCUACACCAACUGAUCCAGAUCUACACCAACUGAUCCAGAUCUACACCAACUGAUCCAGAUCUACACCAACUGAUCCAGAUCUACACCAACUGAUAUCUAAUCCAGAUCUACACCAACUGAUCCAGAUCUUCACCAACUGAUCCAGAUCUACACCAACUGAUUCUCCAACUCUUCUGCUUCGCUUCCAUCCUUAUAUCCCAUCAUCCAACAUGUGACAUUCCACCUCCUGCCCACACCUUGGCAGAGCGCCUACACACACACACACACACACACACACACACACACACACACACACACACACACACACACACACACACACACACACACACACACACACACACACACACACACACACACACACACACACACACACACACACACACACACACACACACACACACACACACUCACACACUCACACACAUAUCUGUAUACACAUUCUUGUGAGCACUCAUGAAGCCCCUCCCCUUCCCCAUCACUGGAGCUCUGGAGGACUCGAUGCGACGAGGGGCGGAGUCCUCGGUCCACACCAGAUACUGUACAUCGUACUAAUCUUCUUUUUAUUAUUAUUUGUUUAAAAAAUGCAGAUUGUACAAUAACAUAAAUAAUCUUAUUGAGUGUU
Messenger RNA from Scophthalmus maximus (turbot), 1886 nucleotides. RefSeq names its product ubiquitin-conjugating enzyme E2 variant 1 (gene ube2v1). The transcript has 4 exons. The record is from RefSeq and is a predicted model, not a curated record. Gene Ontology annotation, cellular component: nucleus. Lineage: Eukaryota; Metazoa; Chordata; Actinopteri; Pleuronectiformes; Scophthalmidae. Gene Ontology annotation, biological process: DNA damage tolerance; protein K63-linked ubiquitination. Bases 81 to 524 code for a protein of 147 amino acids.